UCGGCCUUAGCGGAAGACGCCGAUGGCGGAGACUGGGCGUAAAAACUCAAGCAUAAUGGAGGCCGAAGUUCGACAGCAACAUGAAUGACAAGUACCACAGGGCAGCGCGAGAUGGCUACCUGGACCUGCUGAAGGAGGCCACGCGGAAGGACCUGAACGCGCCUGAUGAAGAUGGCAUGACGCCGACGCUCUGGGCCGCGUACCACGGCAACCUGGACGCGCUCAGGCUCAUCGUGGCCAGAGGAGGGAAUCCUGAUAAGUGUGACAUAUGGGGAAACACGCCGCUCCACCUGGCCGCUUCCAAUGGCCAUCUCAACUGCCUGUCUUUCUUGGUGUCCUUUGGUGCAAACACAUGGUGUCUAGACAAUGACUACCACACCCCUUUGGACAUGGCCGCCACCAAGAACCACAUGGACUGUAUCCGCUACCUGGACUCGAUUGCUGCCAAGCAGACGGCACUCAACCCCAAGCUGGUGGCCAAGUUGAAAGACAGAGCCUUCCGUGAUGCUGAACGUCGCAUCAAAGACUGUGUCAAGAUGCAGCGUAAGCAUCAUCGCCGCAUGGAGCGCAAGUUCCAGAAGGAAGCCACGGAUGCUUCAUUUUCUGAUGCCAUGAGCUUCUCCAGCUACUCCAGCAGCACUUUUAGUCGCAAACUGCACCCCUUCAACACUGCCACCAGUGUGCCAUACUCACAGGCUACCCUCCAUGCCACAGCCAGGGGCAAAACCAAGAUCCAGAAGAAGUUGGAAAAGAAAAAGCAGGGUGAUGGGACCUUCAAGAUCUAUGAGGAUGGAAGGAAAAGUGUACGCUCUCUGUCUGGUCUACAGCUAGGUAAUGAUGUCAUGUUCCUAAAGCAGGGUACCUACUUAAACCCAAAAGACCGUGGGAGGCGAAAUGUUCGUGAUAUGUUCCCACGGGACAAUGAAGAUGCCAUCUCACGUGCCAUCAGCGAGCCUGACCUGCAUGGGGCAGACCUAGACCACUCAGAGAUUAGCACUGACUCAGGCCAUGACUCACUUUUCAACCGACCAGGCCUGGGUACCAUGGUCUUUCGUCGAAACUAUGUGAGCGGGGGACUCUUUGACAUAGGCUCUCGCGAUGAGGGGAGCAUAGCUGGCAGCCGAAGGGCACCAAACGUCCGCCUGCGCAGCCGUCUUCAUCGAUCUUCCAGUGUAGAUGAGGACAGUAUUGGUAGUGCACGAAGCCUUCAGGCAAGGAACGUGGAGGAGCUUCCUUGGGAUGAGGUGGAGUUAGGACUGGAUGAUGACGACGAGCCAGAGAGCAGUCCACUAGAGGUAUUUCUGGCUGCCCAUGUCAUGAAUGAAUUCAUCCCUAUUUUUAAGCGAGAGAAGAUAGACCUGGAUGCACUGCUGCUGUGCUCUGACAACGACCUCAAAAGCAUCCACAUUCCCUUGGGACCCCGUAAAAAGAUCAUUGAUGCAUGUAAGCGACGCCUGGACACCAUUGAGGAUCCCGAUAGUAUAGAAGACACAGAGUUAUAGCACAAAGGCCAUACCUAGGGUACCUCUCAAUUCAUGUGCAACAAGACAGAAAGACUUGUAUGGAUCUUAAACAAAGGUGAUUACCAUAUGAACGUAUUUUGAAUUUUAGACUGACAAAGGUACCUCCUUGAAUGGCACACAUAAGGAAGUAUGCAUGGUGAAUAUUCAGUAACAGCUGAAUAAUGCUGAGGAUCUGUGAUUGCCAUACAUACUAUUAGAGAUCCCUGAUGAAGUCAAGAACUAAACAGCAUUAUUCUCAUGGUGUGUCUGGCCUUGUGGGGCAUACGUCUUUGUGUCUGUGUAGUGUUUGCGCAGGUCUCUUUUUGCGCAGGUAAAUUUUAAUUUCAGGCUUGAUAGACCUUAUUAUAAGGGACCUUUUACACGCUGCCUGAGUGAUGUUACGUGUCAUCGAUAUACAUGGCAGCAAAUGUGGGAACAUUGACUUUAAGGCUCAGUGAACAUUUGUACUAAGGUUGUUUUGUGAACCUUUUGAUCUCCAUAAGUUUGUUUACAUUUGUUAAGCCAUAAUUCUGUUAAAGACUUGGAGCAUG
Messenger RNA from Clarias gariepinus (North African catfish), 2053 nucleotides. RefSeq names its product Usher syndrome 1Ga (autosomal recessive) (gene ush1ga). Gene Ontology annotation, molecular function: protein binding. The transcript has 4 exons. The record is from RefSeq and is a predicted model, not a curated record. Lineage: Eukaryota; Metazoa; Chordata; Actinopteri; Siluriformes; Clariidae. Gene Ontology annotation, biological process: sensory perception of light stimulus; sensory perception of sound; equilibrioception. The coding region runs from base 81 to 1502 and encodes 473 amino acids.